GUGAAUUUGGUUUAUUUUUGUUUAGCAGUCGUGUUAAAAUGUUUUGGAAUUUUUAUAAUUUUUAUAUUGAUACGUUUGUCCAUCAUUAUGUUUGAUUCAUUAGAAUCGUAGUUUAUGGCACCUGUUAUCAUUUCCCUCAGGGGUAUGUCAUCUUCAACCGCCUCAUAUGAAUGAAUAAGAGCUCCAGUCCAGUCUGACAGGGUCUUAAGAGCUAAUCAUGCGGUAUAAUAAGCAGGAAUUAUUGACCCUGGCUACUCAACCUUCUCAAAAGUUUGACAAGGAGGGAGUUCUUCUUGUUCGUGAAAGGCAGGAUGGCUUUUUCAGGAAAACAGAAAGAAAGGACUCGUUCAAAAAAGGGAAAAGAUCUAAAAGUCUCCAUGAACUAAACUGCUAUGGUGGAUCAAACAAAGUGAGCUUUGAGCGAUGGUGUCGUCUACGAGGUAACUUGUUGUUUUAUUUCAAAACUCGUGAUCAGUGGUCAGAGCCGGUAGGAGUUAUCGUCCUUGAACACUGUACAAUUAAAGUCAACCAAGCACCUCCAAUUGAUGGUCCUUUCGGAUUUCACAUAGUGUUUGAAGGCGGUCAGAGCCACUACCUGGCAGCAUACUCAGAGCAAGAACGAGCUCUCUGGCUGGAAGCCAUUCAGCUGGCUGGCUACGAAACUACCCGUUCUCACCUAAUAGCUUUGCAGCAGCAACUGGAGCUCAAGAAAGGUCAUGACCCCAACUUAAGCGUCAAUAUGGUUCGGCUUAGGAAAGGUCAAUCUCUUGAUCCAUCAGAGGUACCAUUGUGUGAAAUUGCACUUGCCUGUGACAAUCUUCUUUGUGACGGCCAUGGGAGGUCUCCUAAUCCAGUGCUUGUAGCAAGAGUCUUCAUUCCUGCUGAAGCUGUUUGGCUCAAAUAUGCAAACACAGAAGUUGUUCAGCAAAGCAGCAAUCCAAGUUUUCUCAGCACAAUCACAUUUCGAUCCAGUGAUGGGUUAAAUGAAGAAACUCAGGUUCGGAUUACAGCUUAUGAUGUGCGAGAGUUUGCAUCGUUGACCUCAGUUCCAAUCGGGAGUGCUUGUUUUCGGCUAGCAGAUAUCUUGGAAAUGUCUGAGCAUCGAUUGAGGAUACCUCUCCAAAAUUCAACCUCCUCUACCGUGGGGUUCCUUACCUUGCUAAUCUACCGACUGGAUAGAAAUAUCUCCAAGAAUCCUAGCACAGAAUCAACACCAUGUAAAUCAUUACCUCAAAAAAAUUCUGGCAGUCUUAUAUAUUGCCACAGACGAUCUCAAUCUCUGCCACCUCGGUUGGGUAGCAAACUGAAACUCCCAAAACAAGGACGCCUGAAAGAAGUCUUCGCCAAUGUGACGAUGAGCACGUACCGUUUUCAUUCAGGCUUAGGUGGAGAUAUAAGUGUUCAAGAAGUAAUGGCUGAAAGUCGUUUCUGCUUUACUUUCCCUCAGCAGCUAUUAGGUGUGUGGAUGGCAGAGGAGAAAGAACUCUUGCAAGAAGUUGCUGGAAUGGGUGAACUAGUAGAACCAUGGCACUCUCGUCAAGUGGAGCUUCUUGAUCGGCAUUUACAGCUCCUUCACUUGUAUUCGCAGGCCAAAGAAAAUCUCCAGGCUCACAAGGGUAGUUUCUUCAAGCCGAGCUCAAGAAAAUUUGAUCGAUCAUUAGAGUUUGCUCCCAUCAACCUUCACCUCCAAAGGUUAUGCGCCCAAAAUGAGACUUUGAAAAAGUCGAAUAUGUAUGACAUAAUCUCAGUUGGAGCUUUUACCGCUCAUGCUCACAAGUCAAAGAACGGCGGGUUGGUGAAACUUAUUCAACAAUUGAAGGACCUGUCUGUGAGGAGCUCAUCUUCCUGCACCAAUAAAAUUUCAAUGGCAAACGAUGCCAUUCAAGCAAUCAAGCAACUGCGACGGGAAGUUGUGGAUGCUAUGCGCUUGUUGAUGAAAUUGGCCAAAGAGAAAAAAACUACAGGAAUGUUACCGAUUUGUGAAGACAUGGUUUCAAAAACCCGAAUACUUUUAAGCCUGUGGGACCCGUAUCUAGUCGAAGAAGCGCUCUCGUUUAUUGAAGAGUACAAAGUCACAACAAUCGAAGAGCGCCUCGAGGGUGAAGACAGUCUGAGCUCCAUGUCCCCAUUUCACAGAAUAACGCAUCAGCUCAACCUGAACCUGAGAUCAGGAGAAAUCGACGACCUUGCUACCCCAGAUACUCCAGCCAUGCUCAAAGACGUCUGGAAUCUGGCCUCCAUCAAUAGCCUCAGUAAGAACGGGAAUAAUGAAAGUGCUAACAACUCUGGGUCUGCCGACGGAGAGCAGCAGUUUGUAAUUUUUCCGGACGCUGAAGAAGAGACGCAAAUUCCCGAUGAAAACUCAAACUUGUCAACCAGUAGUAAUAACAAUAAUAGUUACAACAAUGGUGUCUCCGAAGAGAAGAAACCAAACGGGAUGGAUAACGAAGUGUGUCGUAAAUUCCUUGAUACUCAUGCAAUGUGUAACUCUCCGUCAGCAAAUUACUACAAGCCAACAGACGAACCGGAACCGUUCGAUUUAACCCAGUUGAAUAUUGAAGCAAGCGUAAUGUGCCUUGUUAGCAAAGUUAAGUUCCUUUGUGGCCGGUGCAGUAGUCCAGCCGUAAGACUCAGAACUCCAAAGAAUAUUGGCAAAACUCAAAGUUUUAGGAAUAAAUUGUCUGAGCAAGAGCUAAGUCCUGCAAAGAAUGAAAGAGAAAACGAGAUUUCCUGUGAUGCGCUCAUUGAGAAGGACAAUGACCCAAAAGAGAUCAAAGAUGCAAGCAAUAAACGCAACAAAUUUACUGAAGGCUUGGACUUUGCGUCUAUCACAGACUGGGCCACGGAAUUAAGACCCAGCAUGCGCAAAUUACGGCAAGCGAUGGAUGGACUUCUGAAAACUGCACGGCUGACUCACAGCGUCUUCCGAGUUCAAGAAGAUAAGCGGAUUGCUCAAAGAACAUGCAAUGUUCGUUACAGGAGACAUGUGUGUUUUUCGCAAGCUUUGACAAGUGUUGUGGUGGCACUUGUAGCCAAGCUUUGGUGUGAGAAAGCAGACGCUACGUUUUUGCACAUUCUCCUUAGUGUCGGGCCUUUACUAUUAUUUGAAGGUUUAUUAAGCGUCUACGCUGACGAGUUGGACAUGUGGGGUGAUAUGAUAGUUGCCAUUGAAGACCUGCGCUCCGUUAGAUUUACUUUGGUCCAUCAUGUCAAAGGUGAGCCGAUCCUCCCAAGAGUUGUGGGUUCCCGAGCAUCAUUAGGUGUCCACAUACCUGUACCAGACUCAGUUUAUUCCUUGUUAUUCUGCGUUUUCUCAUAUCGGCCCUCAUUCUAUGUUGUUCCGAUCUACUUCAAUGUGGGCAUCAAUGAAGUGGCCACGAUAGCUGAAACAUUUGGCCCGAGUCGUCCACAACAACGAAAUAAUUUAGAUAAUUUUGAGCGGCUGAACGAUUAUGUCCGCCAGUUUCGCAAGUUGAAUUUAUUCGAAGCGGCUGCUGGAGGUUCAAAACGAGGAUUCUUCAACCUGCAACAAUCACCAUCAAAAAUGGAUCUUUUGAAACAAUUAAAAGCUGCCAUAGAAUCAAACAAAAGCAAGAAUGUUGCCAUUUUAGACUUGGCAGCACAGAUCACCCGAGGAUUGAAAGGACUGAAGUUCACAAGCUGUAAAAGCGGCAAAGAUCGGACUGGGAUGUCGGUAACUCUGGAGCAGUGCAAUAUUUUACGUCGCGAAUAUGAUUUAGCAGACAGUGAAUUUCAGCGAGCUCUGGACUGUAUGCGCAGUGAGGGCUGUCGCCGUGAGAAUGCAUACAAGAAUACGGGUGUUCGAAAAUUUGCGUUCAAUAGUCUGCAGAGGAUGGCAUUGCCCCCUUUAUACAAACCUCCAGUUGGAACUUUUGGAUCAGUGCAAUCUUAAAUUUUAGUCCUGUAGCUUUCUCCCUGUGUAUUUAUUUGUUAGUCACCGGUGUUAUACCAGUAAGAAUAGCGUUGAUAGCAAACUUAUAGCAAAAGGCAUAAAAUGUUGCUGACUGAAAAAAAAAAAUGAAGAAAUAAAAUUAUCAAAUUAACUGAUGUUGGUCAGGAAGCAGGUAAUGAAUAUUGAUAAUACUUUUACUGUACGAUAAAAUGAAAUUUUGAUGUAAAUGAAAACAUUUGAGGAAAAAUACUAAAAACCUGGGGAAAUAAUAUAAGUAACAGAAUUGUAAAGUAGUGCUGGCUUCACUUUAUUCUGAAAGGAUAUCAAAGCCAAAGGUACCAAAAAUUGAAAGUAGUUCAGCAAAAUUGAAUUCUAAUGAUUUUCAUGGAGAGACUGGGGGACAAUGGUCAACUCAGGGAGGUACAUUGGAAAUGCAUUGACUACGUACCUACUUUAUUGUCGCAGGGCUCUUCAUAUCAAAUUUUUGUCAAAUUUUCAUCAAACUUUUAUUUCAUUUUUGCAUAAUAUUCAUCAUCUUCGAAGCUGUGAAA
Bemisia tabaci is the source of this 4464-nucleotide messenger RNA. Its product is annotated as inositol polyphosphate-4-phosphatase type I A. Gene Ontology annotation, cellular component: cytoplasm. The record is from RefSeq and is a predicted model, not a curated record. Lineage: Eukaryota; Metazoa; Arthropoda; Insecta; Hemiptera; Aleyrodidae. Gene Ontology annotation, molecular function: phosphatidylinositol-3,4-bisphosphate 4-phosphatase activity.